GGAGGAUUGAAGUGAUCUCAUCGUUUCAGCAACUGCAUAGCGCAGCGAACCAAAGCCGUAACUUUGUAUGAAACUUCUAAGUUGUAUCUCAGAGGAAGAUAACUGGAUAAACGCAACUUUGCUGAGACGGCAAACAGCUCUUUGGAAGCUGAAUAAUUGGGCUCCGACCGCUCGCAAUUUUACUGCCACAGAUUCAUCCACAGAAAGGAAAGAGGAGAAAAUGCUGCUUAGUAUUUUGAUCAUGACGUCCAGCGGUUGAGGAGGGAAAGAAAGGGCUGGGCUGGACGGGAGAGGAGAGCAGGCCUAUCCCCAGUGAGAGCUCACCAUGCAGGCCUGAGCCCUGAACAGUUACCACCCUCAAGUUUGGAGGCAAUAGAAACAGCUCAUCGUUCCUCUAUCUCAUCUGUGUCCCUUCAUCUUCCCAUCCCCUCUCUCUCUCUGUUACCCCACCUCCCUCCAUCUCUAAGGGCAAGCUGUUCUACUGCCCCAUUCUCCUGCCCUUUCUCUCAGGCUGUGGUGUGGUUUUGCCCCGUUUCCUCCGUGACGUCUCAUGACCUCUCCCAGAGGUCAGUGCAGACCCUCCUCUCACCUGUAGAGAUGCCCCCCAACCCCUCUAUGAGCUCUGAGGCCUGGUAGAGGGGGGGGCGCAACAGAAUGACCAGUGUUAAGCGUCCCCCUGCCGAUCACACGGUCGGGGGGUCCAUCCCAGCCACGGACGAGUUCUACACCCGGCACAUGCGCAUGGCCAAUGGGAACGCGGCGGCGCAUGCGUCGCGGUCUGAAGGCUCCGCAUACUCCUCUUCGGGAGUGCCCAAAAUGGGGGUGCGUGCCCGGGUCGCCGAGUGGCCCCCCAGGAAAGAGGUCGGAGGGGGCACGCGGCACCUUGCUGCGGGGGACCCCCCGCCUCGGGCGGCCCGGCGGGGAGGGAGGGAGGAGGAGGGCCGCGGCCCGAUGCUGCGCAGCAUCCACAAAUACUCUGCGAGCGGGCUCCAGGCAUUGAAGCGGGGCCGCAGUCCGGUGGGGCGCUCGGACUCCCCCGACGCUCGCUUCCUGUCCGCGCAGCGGGGCGCGACGCGCCGCAUCCGCCAGCGUAGCAACAGCGACGUGACGCUCAGCGAGCUGGACGCCGGCGGAGAGAGUGGCGACGACUGGGGCUCACCGGCAACGCCGGGGGCCAAGUGGUCGCCUGUGCACCGCGUCUACGGCAGCACGUCAUCCAUUGACCAGCACCCCGGGGACAGCAUCCUGGAGCUGCUCAAGGGCCUCCAGAGCGAAGCGUCCGGCGAGCAACGCAGCCCAGCGGCCGAGCGACUGGAGGAGCUGCUCAACGCCGCCGACCAGCAGGGCCUGACCGAGCUGACCGACGACGCGGCGGCUCAGCAGCAACCCAGCCGCGCACGCGACAAACCGCCCAAGCGCCGCUCCAAGUCCGAGACGGGCGGCGAGUCCAUCUUCCGCAAGCUGCGAGGCGUCCGUGGCGACGUGGACUCUCCGCGGGCCGGCUCGGACGCAGAGGACGGGCGAGGGUCCGAGGACUGCGGCCUCCCCGUCGGCUCGGGUCCGCCCCUCAAGCCCUGGGUCUGCCAGAGGGGCUUCACGCACUACGACGUGCAGAGCAUCGUCUUCGACCUCAACGAGGUCAUCCAGAGCCGGCAGACGGCGCCCGUAGUUAGUCACCACCACCGCGAGCCCGGGGCGCCAGCUGUCGCCGCCUCCUCCGCCUCCGCCUCCUCCACCCUCUCCUCCACGCACAGCCUGCCCUACAGCUCCCCUAGUGGCAGCCAGGAGGAACUGAGUGGACGCGACGACCCCGCCGAAACCCAGAGCAACGAGCUGGUACUGGGCUGCCCGUUCUUCCGCACCGAGACCGGAGGGGACGGCAGGGAGCAGGACGAGCCAGCGCCCGCGGAGACGGGCACGUACGAGUCACCUUUGACCCCCUACUGCAUGAACGCCGGCGUGGCGGUUCUGGAGGGCCAGAAAGACGGACCCAACGCCCUCAACGACCGGAACAAGCAGUACAUCAUAGAACACGUGGACCUGGGGGCGUACUACUACAGGAAGUACUUCUACUUGAGAGACCACUGGAACUACUUUGGGCUGGACGAAGCGUUGGGGCCAGUGGCCUUGAGCGUCCGUCGGGAGAAGCUGGACGACCAUAAGGACCACGGCCCUCAGUACAACUACAGGGUCAUCUUUCGCACCAGCGAGGUGGACAUAAGGAUGUGUGGACAUGCUGCUGAGUUUCCAGGUGAAGGUGGGGAUGAUGCUACCCGGAGGCGGGUCCAGGCACAGAGGAGGGAUGUACAACUCGCAGGGCGGCCCGGCCCGCCCGGCGACUUCCUGCAGCUGCUGGGGGAGAAAGUCCGACUCAAGGGCUUCACCAAGUACCGGGCUCAACUGGAUACUAAGACGGAUUCCACGGGGACGCACUCCCUCUACACGUCGUACAAGGACUACGAGAUCAUGUUCCAUGUGUCCACUAUGCUCCCGUACACGCCCAACAACAAGCAACAGCUACUCAGGAAAAGGCACAUUAGAACGACAUGAGUCACGUAGAUCUUCCAGGGCAGACUCUGCGUUCCUAAGAACAUCCGCUCACACUUCCAGCACGUCUUCAUCAUCGUUCAGGUGCACAACCCCUGCUGUGACGACACCUGUUACAGCGUGGCCGUCACCCGCUCCCGUGACGUCCCAUCGUUCGGACCGCCGGUUCCACGGGGUGUGACCUUCCCCAAGUCCACCGUCUUCCGGGACUUCCUGCUGGCCAAGGUGGUCAACGCCGAGAACGCCGCGCACAAGUCGGACAAGUUCCGCGCCAUGGCGACGCGCACGCGGCAGGAGUACCUGCGCGACCUGGCCGAGCGCCACGUGACGGCCACGCCCGUGGAACCCGCCGGAAAGUUCCCCUUCAUCUCGCUGGCGCACCGCAAGCGCGAGCGGAGCCGGCCCUACAGCGGCGCGGAGCUGCGUGGACCGGGCGCCCUCACCUGGCUCGUCCACGCCGAGGACCAGACGGCCGGCGCCGAGCGGGAGUGCGUGCUGGCCGUGUCCAGCGAGCUCCUGCUGCUGCUGGACCGGCAGGCCAAGGCCGUGGUGUUCAGCUGCGCCGUGCGCGACGUGAUUGGCUGGUCGUUGGGGAGCCCCGCCUCCAUGAAGAUCUUCUACGAACGGGGUGAGAGCGUGUCGCUGCGGUCCAUCAACAACAACACCGAGGACUUUGGAGAGGUCGUCAAGCGCCUGGAGCUCCUGUCUAAGGGCUGCCAGACUACGGAGAUGACACUGCGGCGGAACGCUCUGGGCCAGCUGGGUUUCCACGUCAACUUCGAGGGCAUCGUGGCGGAGGUGGAGCCGUACGGCUACGCGUGGCAGGCGGGGCUCCGGCAGGGCAGCCGAUUGGUGGAGAUCUGCAAGGUGUCGGUGGCGUCGCUCACCCAUGAGCAGAUGAUCGACCUGCUGCGGACAUCUGUCACCGUGAAGGUGGUCAUCAUCCCGCCCCACGAGGACUCCACCCCACGCAGAGGCUGCUCAGAGAUGUACCACAUGCCGCUGGUGGACUACAAAAACCAUAAGGAGGGCAUGCCGUAUGAGCUGAAGUUCCCCUUCCGCAGCAACAACAACAACAAGUGGCCGCGCUCGUCAGGCAGUCCGCAGCAGACGGUGGGCUCGUCGGCCCAAAGCCGUGGCACGGGCAUGGGGGCACGCCAUCAAGGCAAAGCCCCGGCGAAAAGUACUCCGACCGCGGCCCGGGUCAUUCAGCAUGGCGUGUCCAGCGACGGACGACCCCUGAACCCCAAAAGGUACUCUCCAGGGUCUGAUAACUACGCGUUGGCGUGCUCUAUAGUGAUGGGCCGCUCUCCACAUAUGCGCAACUCCCCCAGCGGCGCCCCCUACGGUAGCGAUGCCAACACUGCAGGCGCUUCCCACUGGAGACAGAAGUCAAUGCCUGAGGGGUUCAACGCUAACAGGAACUCUCCACUGGUAUCAGAGCGGCAGAACCUGAAUGAGGUGGUUAACGGGGUGAAGGUCACACCCUGCUGGCCAAGGGUGGUGGACGGGGAGGCACCCCGCGGAACCGAAAGAACCCCAACAGAACCACCUACCACAAAGCCCAAACCAGCCAUCAGCACCGCAGAACAGCUGGAUGGAGGCUCAACCCACUCUCCCUGCAAGAGCUCCAAGACGGAGCCUCCUUACUCCAGCCAAUCAAGCAGCAACACCCUCUCAAGCACCGCCUCUAGCUCCACCCACAGCGACGAGAAGUGGUACGAGAUUGGCUGUGCUCGGGCGGGCUCUCGUCCUGACUCGGAGCUCAACGGCUUCGCGGGGGCUGGCGGUGGCAGCGGCUACCUCCAAGGGGCGUCGACGGACAGCGGUAUCGACGCCACCUCCUACGGGGCGACCCUGACCAGUAAUGCGCCGCUGAUCCUACCCCCGCGGGCCAAGGAGAAGACCCCCUCUGCCUCCGCCUCGUGUGCCUGGAGCGAGGCCUCGUCGCCGGGCAGGCGGGCAUCCGAUGUCCCCUCUCCCCCCGCAGAGGCGUCCUCCAUCAGCCCUGUGGACAGCCCCGAGGAACCGGCCAAGAGCCCCAACAACUACCCCCCUGCCCCCGACGCCAGCGCCUACCCCCGCAGCGAUGCAGCCUCGCACUCCAGCACCCUGAGUUCGGGUCACUCUGGCAGCCCCCUGGGCUCCGGCGCGGAGGAGUCCGCCACCUCGCCCCCCUCCCACACAUCACUCUCCCCCGGGCCCAAGAGCUUCUACCCCCGCCAUGGAGCCACCAGCAAGUACCUCAUCGGCUGGAGGAAACCCGGCAGCACCAUCAACCCUGUGGACUUUGGCAACACGCGCAAGCGUCACCAGAGUGAGGGGCAGCUGAUUGGUCAGCCACAGCUGAGGGCCACCAUGCGGGUGACUCACUCCCCGCAGCACAUCCCUAAGUCCAGCAUCGAGGAGGACCUGAAGAAGCUCAUCACCUUGGACAGCCCACCGCCCGUCACUCAGGAGUUCAAGCCCUCCUUCCCGCGCUGCCCGGCUUCUUCUCUCAGCGGACACCUGUCAUCGAGCAUCUACAGUGGGCAGCGUGACCCCGUGACCUCUGUGCCCACCGACGGCCUGUUCAGCUGCUCCACCAUGCCCCGCUCGCCCACUGCCCGCCACGCUCCGCAACGCCAGCCCUCCUACAACCAGGGAGCCAAGUCCCUCGGUGACCUGACGUCUCAGGAGGCGUGUGUGUUUGAGGCGGACCUGCGCCGGCCUCUCCCCGACCCCCCCCUCAUGCCACUGCCGGACGCCAGUGCUGACCGGGGCCUCGACUGGUCUGACCUGGUGGACGCCGCCAAGGCCUUCGAAGCUCAGAGAGCCAACUUCCUGUCUGUCCAAGAUGGCAGUGCCAGCUGCCAGCAGGCCGAGCCCCAGACUGCCCCACCGCGCCACCCCUCACCUGGUGAUGUGCCAGCCUGUCUCCUGGGGAAGGUCAGUCAGCUGGAGUCGAUGGUCAAGCUGUUGCAAGAGGACCUGAAGAAGGAGAAGGAUGCCAAGGUGUCUCUGCAGGCUCAGAUCCAGACUCUCCGGGACGACAACCAGCGGCUGCAGGAGGAGUCUCUGAACGCCUCGGCCAAGCUCAAGAAGUUCACCGAGUGGGUCUUCAACACCAUCGACAUGAACUGAGACUGCAGGAGUCCGCCUCGCUCUCUGCUCUGCUCUUGCCGUCUCAGACACACACACACACUCACACACACACACACACACACACACACACACACACGCGCACACACACACGCACACGUAAGGGACAAAUGCUGUCAAACAGACCCAGAGACCGGAAGCUGUCGAACACACCAGAGACCGGACCAGACGCUGUCAAACUCAAACAAUGCAACUGAUCACCGAAGACUCUUCCACACUGCUGAGAGAGCUGUCCAGGAGGAAUCACUCACAGACACAGACACCAACCAAAUCAGUCAAUGAAUCACACAGCACAAACGGAGUCACUUUGAGUCAUUCUUAACCUGUGUGAAUCACACAGUAAGAACUGAGUCUGAACCAAUAUGAGUCACACAAUACAUACAGAGUCAUUUCUAGCGAUUUUGAUGUAGUAUAAAAUCACACAAUACAAACUGAGUUGCUUCCAGCGAUUCUGAAUAGGUAUGAAUCACACAGUACAAACUGAGUCGUUUCCAGCCAUUCUGAACCAGUAUGAAUCACACAGUACAAACUGAGUCGUUUCCAGCCAUUCUGAACCAGUAUGAAUCACACAGUACAAACUGAGUCGUUUCCAGCCAUUCUGAACCAGUAUGAAUCACACAGUACAAACUGAGUCGUUUCCAGCCAUUCUGAACCAGUAUGAAUCCCACAGUACAAACUGAGUCGUUUCCAGCCAUUCUGAACCAGUAUGAAUCACACAGUACAAACUGAGUCGUUUCCAGCCAUUCUGAACCAGUAUGAAUCACACAGUACAAACUGAGUCGUUUCCAGCCAUUCUGAACCAGUAUGAAUCCCACAGUACAAACUGAGUUGCGUUGAGUCUCGGUGAACUGCAUGCAGUCCCUCUCUCUCCGCUUCCCCGUGCAUGCUGUGACGUGACGAAGCCUUCCUCCACACACACACACACACACACACACAAGCCUCCGCCACCCCUCUGUGUGCGAGUGUUCAGUGUGUGUGACAUCCUGAUGAGGAAAGACAAUCAAUUGCGUUAGGCUUCAAUCAAAACCCUGUGAGACCCUUGUGUCUGUGUGUUUGUAUAGAUUAAUUUUACUCACUCAGAGUCUCUCUCUCUGUGUGUAUGUGUGUGGGUGCGUGCAUGCGUGCGUGUGUUCACGUGUGUUUUAAUGGGUUCCUUAAUUUGUCAGACCUGUCAGUCAUCUCAAGUGAAACAUUGUUGCAGUUUUCCUCUGCACGGCAACCACAAUGGAAACCGUGAUGUUAUUACAGUGACCGAUGUUUUUGUUCUAAAUGUAAUGAUAUGGGUGACUAAAGAGACCCCGAGCAUCAUUGGAUGGCAUCUCAAUUUUACCCUUGCAAGGUACAAACUGGAAGACUUAACUGGAGCUUAAAAAGACUUCCCUUGAAGCUCUCUCCUCAUUUUAGUGUUAAUGACCAUACGAAGAAUGUAGACAAAAUACAUUCAGUUUAUUAAAUUAUAAUCAGAAAUGCUUGGUCAUCACAUGAAUAUGGAAAGUAUAUUGUAUGUAAAAAAAAAAGAAUAUAUGUACAGCAAUGAUGUGUAAACAUUUAUUUUAAUGCCAUAAAGACACAUAGGUUAGACCUCAGAAGCUAUCUAUUGAUUAUCUAACCAGUUGCUUUUUAAUGCGAAGUUUUACAUUUUUAUUCAGCAAAAAAUGUCACAUUGCGACAUUGACUGGAAUUGACAUAAUUUAGUACGUGAGAGGUGUAUGCUUAGCUGAGAUGACUGGGUGGUUGAGCUCAUGGCUGUGGCAUGAACUAAGUGCUGAUAGCCAUGGGCCAUCCCCAGGUUGAGGUUUGUGCUGGCGGCUGCAUCCUUUCAUGCUGUGAUGGGGUGUGAACAGUGCCAUCUAGUGGUCGAGAAAGUAUGUGCAAUUUCUUUUUAUAAUACAAAACUCCACUCUGAGUACUCUGUGUAUAUUCUCCAGACCUGUGUGAACCCUGAGGACAGGCUCUUCCCAUUAAAACCUACCUUUUUCCUUACA
Messenger RNA from Alosa alosa (allis shad), 7673 nucleotides. It is a transcript of the gene sipa1l1, whose product is annotated as signal-induced proliferation-associated 1 like 1. Lineage: Eukaryota; Metazoa; Chordata; Actinopteri; Clupeiformes; Clupeidae. Gene Ontology annotation, cellular component: cytoplasm. Gene Ontology annotation, molecular function: GTPase activator activity; protein binding. The record is from RefSeq and is a predicted model, not a curated record. Gene Ontology annotation, biological process: regulation of small GTPase mediated signal transduction; activation of GTPase activity.